This is a messenger RNA of Ruditapes philippinarum (Manila clam), 2112 nucleotides long. RefSeq names its product potassium voltage-gated channel protein Shaw-like. Gene Ontology annotation, biological process: potassium ion transmembrane transport; protein homooligomerization. NCBI's taxonomy places the organism in Eukaryota, Metazoa, Mollusca, Bivalvia, Venerida, Veneridae. Gene Ontology annotation, molecular function: protein binding; voltage-gated potassium channel activity. The coding region runs from base 127 to 1548 and encodes 473 amino acids. The record is from RefSeq and is a predicted model, not a curated record. The transcript is spliced from 2 exons. Gene Ontology annotation, cellular component: membrane; voltage-gated potassium channel complex.
GUUUUAUUGGAAAGACGUACUGAUAUUAACGUAUUUUCAUGUGUAAAAGAUACUCUUGUAUCAAUUUUUCAUUCAUUUAAUCAGUUUUUUAACGACAUAAAUAUUAAUGAUUUGUAAUCUUCAAUCAUGGCAAAUCAAAGAUUAUCGGAUACAGUGACUUUAUCUGUUGGUUCCGUGUUAUUCAAAACAACAAGAAGUUUAUUAAAAACAUUUGAUGGAACAUUGUUAUCAAAUCUCGAUGAGCUAUCUACAGAGUUUGACGCACGCGAAAAUGUCUACUAUUUUGAUCGGGAUCCGGAACUCUUCCGGCAUAUCUUAAAUUCCUAUCGACUCAAAGAGGUCCAUAUACCAAGAACAGUUUGUCCGUUAGUAUUCAAAAAGGAGAUGGAGUUUUGGAGUAUACCAAUUCAGAUGAUUGCCCCAUGUUGCUGGCAAUACCUGUACGAAUCUGAAAAUAACCUGGCCGAUCUUAAUAUAGUUAUGAAUGAGGACAAUGAUUAUAAGAAAAAAUGGAGCAAACAUAAUCAUGUUAUACCAGGUGAGAAAGACGUUGCUACAUCAGCAGAAAUGCAAGAUGGGACGGGACAAGAGAUACACAAAAAAGGUAUAGAAGAGAAUGGAUCAAGAAGAUCUAAAAUCUGGUUAUUUCUCGAAGAACCAGCGUCUUCAACAGCAGCAAAGGUCUGGUAUUAUUUCUACAUCUUUGUUGUACUGGUAAGCGUAGUCCUUUAUCUUAUCUGGUUGGUUCCGUCAGUAAGAGUAUCAAGAUACCUCUCAACACUUGACCAGGACAGUAUCGACGUGUUUAGUCUAAACAGCACAGCCUACGAAGAUUUACAAAAGACCUACAAUGAAAAGAUUAUGAUGGCGGGAGGAACGGAUCCACAUCCAGUUUUGCUUGCCGUAGACGUGUUUUGUAUAGUAUUCUUCGCUUUUGAAUUGUUACUAACAGUCUCUGUAUGUCCAAACAAAAAAGCGUAUUUCUGUGAUAUAUACAAUUUGAUAAAAGUUAUUGUAUGUUUAUGUAUGACGAUCACAGUGGUUAUGGAGAUAAACAAAGACAUUUUGAAAGAAAACAAUCGGGUCGCUCAUUUCAUGAUGGCAUGUAGGGGGUUGGCAUCAUUACGAUUGUUGCUGAUAUUCAGACUUAGAAAAAUCUUCAAUUCCUUGCAUAUCAUGUUAGUUGCUCUAAAACACAGUCUUAAGGAGCUGAUGCUUCUUUUAUUCACGUUUCUUGUGCUUGUCGUCAUUUAUGCAUGCCUGAUUUUCUCUGCUGAAAUAGAGAGUGACAUGUUCCCAAACACUCAGUUGACAAUGUGGUGGGCGGUGAUUACGAUGACAACUGUCGGAUAUGGGGAUUUUUAUCCAGUCAGCACGUUUGGCUACAUCCUAGGCGUAGUUUGUGCAAUAAAUGGAAUAAUUGUACUGGCAUUACCCAUCGCUGCUAUAGCUGGAGUAUUCAGUAAUUUGUUUUCCAGAAAUAGUGAAUUUCAAAGGCACAAGAAGGCUGUCAGAGAUGAUAAAGGUGUUUUGACGGCAAAGACAUAAGAAAUACAAUUAUUUGUAAGAAUUGAAUAUCUCCGGUUUCGGGAAGUUUUUGCUUUCGUGUCAUGAAAAUAGAGAAAAUAAGAAUCCCUAAAGAAAGUCCAAACGGCAAAAUUGAGAGUGUUACAGACUCGGUAACUCUUGUUCAAAUACAUUAAUCGUAUGUCAUGGAUCACAUCAGCAGGCAAUCUAAGACGAUUUAUCAUAUAUUUAUCAUAUUUUCUACCAUUAAAAAUAUAAUUUAGCCAAUAACAUUAUAGAUAUAAUUAUUUCUUACGAUUGUUUUUAUGCCUACAAACAAUCUUUCAAAUUAAGAUAUGUCCAAAUCGAUUCGCACUGUAUUUAACUCCUCCGAUAUGACUCUGUAUACAUGUAUAUUAUUUUAUAAUACUUUGAUGUUUGUCAAUAUAUGACUUAUAGGUCAAUUUGGCCGGGCGUGCAUGUUGUUACACUUAUUUUUCAUAUAUCAUAUCUUUGAUUUUACACAUGUCACUAUAACAAAUGAAUUUCCUAUUUGAUCUUAUCUUAUCUUCACCUGGAUUUAAUCAUUGCUUUUUAUGGACAAAA